This is a messenger RNA of Pocillopora damicornis (cauliflower coral), 1753 nucleotides long. Its product is annotated as beta-2 adrenergic receptor. The record is from RefSeq and is a predicted model, not a curated record. Gene Ontology annotation, biological process: G protein-coupled receptor signaling pathway. NCBI's taxonomy places the organism in Eukaryota, Metazoa, Cnidaria, Anthozoa, Scleractinia, Pocilloporidae. Gene Ontology annotation, molecular function: G protein-coupled receptor activity. Gene Ontology annotation, cellular component: plasma membrane.
GACUUGUCUCAAUGUGAUAAGUCCACCAACUCCAUUUUACCCAAAGGCUCCGCGACACAUCAGACGGCACCAAACUUUUGAAACCCACUAAAUUUAUUUCUUGGGGAAGUCUUCUUUUCCAAAUCGAAUUAAUUUCUGUCUUUAUUUUUACAAAUUUCAGAAAAAUUGAUGGCGGAACACAGUACUAGAAAUCAAGAUACAAUGUUUCAUGCAGCGGAUUAUCAUCAAACAGACGCUGAAACAAUUGCCUGGAUUGUGACGUUAGCUGUUGUGGGUGCCUUAGCAAUUGUCAUAAACCUCUUGACACUGUACACGUUUCUCUCAGCUACAGCGCUCAGAUCUCGUAAGCAUGUAAUGAUCAUGAACCUCGCUGCGGCUGACGCUUUGUUCGGAGUCACUGGAAUACCAGUUUACCUAGUUUAUCUAAUUCGACCACAGUUGACUUUGUUUUACGUAUGGGUGAUGGCGAGCAGGUUCUGCAAAGUAGCUUCACUUUUUACUGUCGGUGUCAUCGCAGUGGAAAGGAUGCAUGCCAUUGUAUGUCCUCUGCGGCACAAAACUCUCUCAAGGCUGGUCUUCAACAUCACCAUCGCAUCAAUUUGGAUUUGUGCAUCUGCAUUAACAGUGAGCGGGUUGGUUGUGCUUUUUCGUAACGUUGACAUUAUAACCUUUCUUUCACUUGCCUCUGUAUUUACUCCCGUUUUGACUAUUACUGUGGUGUUAGUCAUUGGUUCGUGUUACAUCUUCAUUUGGGUCUCCUACAAGCGUCGAAGAUUUCAUGCGAUCAAUCCUUCAACCAUUCGGGAACGUUCGUUGGCUCUCACGCUACUACUGGUCAGUGGUGCCUUCCUAGUCACGUGGUGUCCUCCCUUACUAUAUCUAUCAGUUAUUCCGAAUUGCAUAGACUGCAUCCAGCCUAAUAUACAAAUCUUAGACUGGUUUGUAUUGGUAUUUGGAAUUCAGUGUCUGGUUAACCCUGCCAUUUAUUGCUAUCGACUGCCUCUGUUUAAAGUCAGUUUGAAAGCGGUUAUCAAAAGAGUGUUUGUGAAGUGUUUCCAUCCGUGUUGCAAUACGGCACCCAAAAACUCCUCAAUUCGUCCCGGUGACCAAAAGGUUCAGGAACUACAAAAACAGCCAAAGGUUGAGUGUAAUUGAUAUGAAAGUGACUUUGGAAGGCUCUAUCGCUGUGGAAAUAGAGGCUAGAAGUCUUACAUAGACAUUUUUGUGAUAACCCUCAUUUUCCAUUUAUAAGGGGACCCUCUGGUUGAAAUCCAUCAAAAGAAGAGAUCACUAGUGAUUUGAUCAUAGCAUCGCAACUGUUCUUAUUAAACUGUUAAAAUUUAACAGAAAGCAAGUGGACGGCUCUUUGUAUCGGCCAAUGUGAAAACUUCGCCGUAUUUGUUUAAUCCUGAUUAAUUAUUAACACAACAAAGAAUCAACCAUUUUUCAAGCUAUCUUCAGCCCUCGUAAACUAAAUGUACAAAAUACAUCCAAUUGAACUGGUUUCUAGCAUCAUGCAUCUAUAUAAGAUGGAUUAUAAGCUACUUUAGAGGGAAAUCGGUUUCGACUCUUGAUUUCACCAUGGUACUAAGAGCCUUUCGAGAAAAGUUAAACUUGUCGAAACUCAGUUGUUUUGUAAGAAAAAUGGAAUUUCGCUCAAUUUUUGCAAGGUAUGUCAAAUUAAAAACAUUUACAACAAAUUUGGUAAUGACUGCACAAAAACAACUUGAGCAAUUUAACCUUAAUAGUUAUU